ACCGCCUAGUUGAGCUCGGCCCGGCUCCCGCCCAGGCGGCGGACGACGCGAAGCCUUGAGCGCCCGCCCCCGUCCCCCAGCCGCCCGGCAGGUCCGCUGUCGACACUGCCUCUGAGGUUGGCCGGGCCCCGUAGGAGGCGGAGAGGUUUGGAUUAGCAGACAGCCCUUGCCACUGUGCGUCCUCCACUCGGAGCUGUGAACGCUCUACCCGCGUCGCCCUGCCUGGUGGGCUGCAGAGCCAUGGCAACCGAGGAGAAGAAGCCCGAGGCUGAGGCCGCCCGAGCACAGCCCACCCCGUCGUCAUCGGCCACGCAGAGCAAGCCCACACCUGUGAAACCGAACUACGCUCUGAAGUUCACCCUGGCCGGGCACACGAAAGCCGUGUCCUCUGUGAAGUUCAGCCCGAACGGGGAGUGGCUGGCGAGUUCGUCUGCAGAUAAACUCAUUAAGAUUUGGGGAGCAUACGACGGGAAAUUUGAGAAAACCAUCUCGGGUCACAAGCUGGGAAUAUCUGAUGUGGCCUGGUCCUCAGAUUCUAACCUCCUUGUUUCUGCCUCAGAUGACAAAACCCUGAAGAUAUGGGACGUGAGCUCGGGAAAGUGUCUGAAAACCCUGAAGGGACACAGCAAUUACGUCUUUUGCUGUAACUUCAACCCCCAGUCCAACCUCAUCGUCUCGGGCUCUUUUGACGAAAGCGUGAGGAUAUGGGACGUGAAGACGGGGAAGUGCCUCAAGACCUUGCCCGCGCACUCGGACCCCGUCUCAGCUGUUCAUUUUAAUCGUGAUGGAUCCUUGAUAGUUUCAAGUAGCUACGAUGGUCUCUGCCGGAUCUGGGACACCGCCUCGGGCCAGUGCCUGAAGACACUGAUCGACGAUGACAACCCUCCCGUGUCGUUUGUGAAGUUUUCUCCGAACGGCAAGUACAUCCUGGCCGCGACCUUGGACAACACACUGAAGCUCUGGGACUACAGCAAAGGCAAGUGCCUGAAGACGUACACGGGCCACAAGAAUGAGAAGUACUGCAUAUUUGCUAAUUUCUCUGUCACUGGAGGGAAGUGGAUUGUGUCGGGCUCAGAGGACAACCUGGUCUACAUCUGGAACCUGCAGACCAAGGAGAUUGUACAGAAGCUUCAGGGCCACACAGAUGUUGUCAUCUCGACGGCCUGUCACCCGACCGAGAACAUCAUCGCUUCGGCCGCCCUGGAGAACGACAAGACGAUCAAGCUCUGGAAGAGUGACUGCUAGGCCCGCCGUGCGGAGGGACUGUCGGGAAGCCCACCGGGGUUGGCGAGAGUGCAGCUCUCGGAGGGGCUCCCGUGGUCCAGGCCCAGGGACCGGAGGGGCCUGGGCCUGAGCCGCCUCUGAAGACGACUUGGCUGGGGCGUGUCUCCCACUGGAGGGUUCUAGAAGUUGCUGGUGAAGUUUCUCGCUAAUUCCUCUCUCACCGUUGGGGAAGAGUUCCUAGUCUGUUUUGUGUUCAAAGAGAGUCAACAGAAAUUUUUAAUUUUUUAUUACAAAAAGGUGAAGUUCAA
Molecule: messenger RNA, 1532 nt
Organism: Mesoplodon densirostris (Blainville's beaked whale)
Lineage: Eukaryota; Metazoa; Chordata; Mammalia; Artiodactyla; Ziphiidae
Gene: WDR5
Product: WD repeat domain 5
Exons: 15
Coding region: 241-1245 (334 amino acids)
Cellular component (GO): Set1C/COMPASS complex
Molecular function (GO): histone binding
Source: RefSeq, a predicted model, not a curated record